CGCGUUGGCAUUGGCACAUUGCGGUUGCGUUACAUUCCCACGCAUAAGAAUCAUAAGAUCCCGUUUCACAAAUUACGAAUUUCGUUUGCAGAUUCUUUGUUUGCUUUCGAUUUCUCAUCCCUUUUAGAGAGAGAGAGAGAGAGAAGGGGAAGGGGAAGGGGAAAGGGGGAGUUGAGUUUCGUGAAGAAGAUGAAGAUCACUGCGUUGCUGGUCUUGAAAUGCCACCCAGAAGGAUCUGAUCCGAUUAUAUUGGCCAACGCCGCUGAUGUGAGUCAUUUCGGUUACUUUCAGAGGCCCAGCGUUAGGGAGUUCAUCUGCUUCGUUGGUCGCACCGUCGCUAAGCGUACCCCUCCUGACCAGCGUCAAUCUGUGCAGCACGAAGAGUAUAAGGUGCAUAGUUACAAUAGAAAUGGUCUUUGUGCUUUGGGAUUUAUGGAUGACCACUACCCGGUUCGAAGUGCAUUCUCUCUGCUUAACCAGGUUAUGGACGAGUACCAAAAAAAUUUUGGUGAAACAUGGAGAACUGCACAAGCAGAUAACUUUCAACCAUGGCCCUAUCUGACUGAAGCUUUAACCAAAUUCCAGGACCCUGCAGAGGCUGAUAAAUUGUUGAAAAUACAGCGGGAGUUGGACGAAACCAAAAUUAUUCUUCAUAAGACGAUUGACAGCGUGCUUGAACGUGGUGAAAAGUUGGACAGUUUGGUCGAGAAGAGUUCUGAUCUCAGUGCAGCAUCCCAGAUGUUCUACAAACAAGCUAAAAAGACCAACCAGUGUUGUACCAUACUGUAAGCUUUUGAUGGCAUCACAUAGAAAGUUGAACCAGAUAAUUGAUGAUUGUAAUAUGAUUAUAUCCUUUACAAUUUGUUUGUUUCGCUGAAUCUUGUGAAUUUUAUCCUCGUUUGUUGUUUAAAAGAUGGGGGAACAAAAUGUUGGGCGUAGAUCCUACUCGUAUAGUAUAUUGACGUCUCAUUUUCUUCA
Molecule: messenger RNA, 978 nt
Organism: Cucurbita moschata (crookneck pumpkin)
Lineage: Eukaryota; Viridiplantae; Streptophyta; Magnoliopsida; Cucurbitales; Cucurbitaceae
Product: VAMP-like protein YKT61
Exons: 6
Coding region: 190-789 (199 amino acids)
Biological process (GO): endoplasmic reticulum to Golgi vesicle-mediated transport
Cellular component (GO): membrane; Golgi apparatus
Molecular function (GO): SNAP receptor activity
Source: RefSeq, a predicted model, not a curated record